This is a messenger RNA of Microthlaspi erraticum, 1698 nucleotides long. The record is from the annotation of a GenBank genome assembly. Lineage: Eukaryota; Viridiplantae; Streptophyta; Magnoliopsida; Brassicales; Brassicaceae.
AUGAGCUUGUUGCACAAUAUAUGGGAUGAAACGGUAGCCGGUCCACCGCCGGAAAAUGGUCUUGGCAAGUUGAGAAAACAUAUUUCUGGCAAUAAUGUCACAAUAAAUGGUCUGCUGAAGUUGAUGGUGGAUCCUGGUCGUGUCCCGGAUUCUCCUGUCGGGUCAAGUAAUCCAGCUUCUCCUUUGACCCGUUCUUCCACGUGUCCCCCUACUCACCGACGACGUCUCCUUUCCGUUACCCCCACCCCCGAACAGAAUAUUAAGCCAAACCCUAACCCUAUCUCCUUUCACGACAUUCUGACGAGAUCCGGCGGAAUCAAAUUCAUGGAAGACGAAGAGGAGAUCCGAUCGCCGCACGCCUCGCCGAUGGGUUCCGAUUCACCUGAUCCGUCUUCUUCCCCGCCGGCGGGACGAAUCACGGUAACGGUGGCUUCCGCUGGUCCGCCUUCUUAUUCUCGGACACCUCCGGCUUCUUCGUCUCACCAGAAGGAUCCGGACGCGUUGGCUCUGGCGCUGCUCCCGAUUCAUUCCAGCGGCGGUGCCGGAGGCAGUAGCAGCAACGGUAGACCAAGCGGCGGCGGCGGCGGGAGGGAGGAUUGCUGGAGCGAAGAGGCCACGGCUGUGCUGAUUGAUGCGUGGGGGGAGAGAUACUUGGAGCUCAGCAGAGGGAAUCUGAAACAGAAGCACUGGAAAGAAGUGGCUGAGAUCGUGAGCAGCAGAGAGGAGGAUUACCGGAAAAUCCCGAAAACCGAUAUACAGUGUAAGAACAGGAUCGAUACGGUGAAGAAGAAGUACAAGCAAGAAAAGCUGAGAAUCGCCAACGGCGGUGGCCGUAGCAGAUGGGUAUUCUUCGACAAGCUCGACCGUCUGAUUGGAUCAACGGCCAAGAUCCCGACGGCAUCUCCUCCUGGUAUCAGCGGUGGUGGAAAUCCUGGAGGAGGAUUGCAUAAGAUUCCUAUGGGUAUUCCGAUGAGCAGUCGUUCGAAUCCGUACCAUCAGCAAGCGAAGGCUGCAACGCCACCGUUUCAUAAUCUUGACCGCCUAAUUGGAGCCACAGCUAGGGUCUCAGCCGCUUCGAUCGGCGGCAGUGGCGGAGGAGGAAGCAGAGGAGGAGGAGGAGGAUCGGUCAAUGUACCAAUGGGAAUUCCGAUGAGCAGCCGUUCAAAUCCGUUUGGUCAGCAAGGGAGGACGCUGCCACAGCAACAGCAUCAAGGGAUGAUAGUGAAAACGUGCAGCGAAUCUAAACGCUACCGUUUCAAGAAGAGAAACGCCUCUUAUUCAGACUCGGAAUCAGAACCAGCGAUGUCAGAUGAUUCCGGCGACAGUUUACCGCCUCCUCCUUUGUCGAAGAGGGUGAAGACGGAGGAGAAGAAGAAGCAAGAAGGUGGUGAUGGAGGAGGAAACAAGUGGAGGGAGCUGACUCGUGCAAUCAUGAAAUUCGGCGAAGCUUACGAGCAGACAGAGAAUGCGAAACUACAACAGGUGGUUGAUAUGGAGAAAGAGAGGAUGAAGUUCUCGAAGGAGCUUGAGUUGCAGAGAAUGCAGUUCUUUGUGAAGACCCAACUUGAGAUAUCACAGCUUAAGCAACAUGGAAGGAGAAUCGGAAACAGUAGUAAUGAUCAUCACAGCUGCAAGAACAACAACAACAACAACAUCAAUGCGAUUGUCAACAACAGCAACAGCGAUGUGGGUAACUAG